Camellia sinensis is the source of this 618-nucleotide messenger RNA. The record is from RefSeq and is a predicted model, not a curated record. NCBI's taxonomy places the organism in Eukaryota, Viridiplantae, Streptophyta, Magnoliopsida, Ericales, Theaceae.
AUGAGGGAAUUUAAGAAGAUGAAGUCACCAUCAUUGAAAGGAGGAAUAGAACCAAUGCAGGUUGAAGCGUGGGUGUUGUGGAUAGAAAAGCUGUUUGAAGUUUUUCCUUGUACCAAAGCCCAAAAAGUGCAACUCGUUGCCUUCACUCUUGAAGACGAAGCACGGAGGUGGUGGAUGCUUACGAGAACUGUGCACCAAGGAUUAACGUGGGACAGAUUUUUGGAAUUAUUUUAUGAUAAGUACUUUCCCCAAAGUAUGCGAGAUAAGAAGGUGACAGAAUUUGAAACCCUCAGACAAGGCAAUAAAACCGUUGCGGAGUAUGAAGCCCAAUUUGCAGAACUAGCCCGAUUUGCACCUCAUAUGUUACCCACCUAUGUUGAUGUGUUGGAGAGGGCUGUUAUAGCUGAGGGAAACAUUGCUGCUCAGAAUUGGAUUUCUGAGUGGAAAGGAAAGAGGCAGAACAUUCAAUUGUCAAAGGGGUCAGCCACUCCACCAAACAAGAAACAAAAUUUAGGGACCUCUUUGAACAUUCUAGACAUUCCGACUACUUCUGGUGAUGUUCAGAAUAUUCCGAUAAUAUUUCGACAAAUUUCUGGUGAUAUUCCGACGACUUUCUAG